AUGUGGAAGUUGAAGAAUAAAUUAAAAAGAAAGUUCCGGUCCUCGAAGAUCGACUGUAAUAGUAAUCGGGUCGAUUUCGAUACGUUUUCGUUCGAUUCCGAGAGUGCAGCACAACCGGAAUCGGAACAAUCCGAUACAUCGGCGGCGAUAAAUGGCGGUUACCAUGGGCGCGCCCCCGUGGCCCCGCGGAUGGAAGCCACCGGAAGCGGUAGCAGCGAGAAUUCUUCCACGCUUAACUACAACUGUUGCUAUAAUUACAACUUUCACAUCAGCUACAACGUACACCAUCGAUUGCAACAUCAUUUGGCACAUCAUCAUCACCAUCAGCAUUCGCAUCAUAAUGGACAUUCAAAUCACCAUUUUCUGCCCGAAGAUACAGACGGUACUCCUUACGAAAGCACGAGCUGCCUGACGGGUGCCGGAUCGGAGAGUUCUGCGGAACCGACACGUCCCAAACGACACGCCGGUGGCCAACGAAAGGUUCGACCAAUGUCCACCGACAGAUCCAUGCGCCACAGUGCUGGAUCCAGUGCUUCGUCGACGAAAGUUUCCUCCGAACCUGGCGUCGGGACAAAGACGUUCUCCAGUGGGGGUAAAAGUGCCACCCGUUGCCUUUCAACAAGCGAUCUUUCAUCCUACAAAGGAUCUCGUGAUCGACAACGAAGAACUGGCACAGGUGAUGGUGUCGUUAGACCACGUUCGGCAUCCCAGAGGCGCCCUGCACGUGCUACCGGGAGCGAGGGCGGUGAUGGAGCCCCUUCCGGGGAUUAUCUCACCCUCUGUAGAAAACUUCACGCCGUGUCGCUUCAACCGGAAGCGGCUCCAACCGACCUAACGGACCACGAUCGUCGCAUUUUGAACUGCAUGGUGUUGAAGCGAAUCAAAGAACUCGAGCAGCUGGAGGAAGCGGUCCUAGCGCAGCAGUGCUGGGAGCAGGAAAAAGUCUUCCGGAAGUCGCUGCUGGAUCAGCAGGAGCGCAACUAUCGGAAGGCGAUCCGACAGAAGCGCACGAUCGAGAUGAUCGAGGUGCGCAACCGGAAGCAACGGCUCGCCCGGCUCGAGCAGCAGCAAAUCGAGAAAAUUCAGAACGAGAUCAGCGAAAAGGACCUCCGGUCGGCCAGCCUGCUGAAAAACAUCGAGAUCAAGAAGGGUAUCCGCGAGUGCGAGAGGAGAAGCCGCGAGUUGAAGCGCCUCGAGGACGCCACGGUGAACCACGAGGAAAAGGUGCUGGAUCGGGACAUCUGGCGGCAGUCGUUGGUUGAAACGCUCGAGGAGCGAGCCAACCGGGCGGAAGGACUACGCCGCAGGGUCAUGGAUGUGUACCGGCGGCGACUCAAGAUCGACAAUCAGCUCGAGCAGAAGAUGCACGCGCAUAAUCUGCAGCAAACGCUCGAGCAGGAGCGCUACAAACUAUCCCUGCUGAAGGAACGAAUUACGGUGCGUGAAAGCCGGUUCCAGAAGUUUAAGGACAGCAAAAAGAGAAUCUUUGACCAGUUGAAGAAUCGCGCCAAAACGACUGCCGCCCUGCGGGAUAUGGUGAAGCAUUCGAUCGGUCCGGGCAGCACUGCGCCGGGAAGUGCUUCCGGUACUGGGAGGCCCAGUUCGGUCGUGCAACGGUGCGGGUCUUCCGCACGAUCAGUGGCCACUAUCGGGGGCUCGAUCGGUGGCAUGCAGUCUCACCGGUUGCUCGAUGUUGUUCAAAUUAAUUGAAACGGAUGCAGCAUCGAGUG
This is a messenger RNA of Anopheles coustani, 1730 nucleotides long. RefSeq lists its product as uncharacterized. The transcript has a single exon. The record is from RefSeq and is a predicted model, not a curated record. The coding region runs from base 1 to 1710 and encodes 569 amino acids. NCBI's taxonomy places the organism in Eukaryota, Metazoa, Arthropoda, Insecta, Diptera, Culicidae.